Achroia grisella is the source of this 2300-nucleotide messenger RNA. RefSeq names its product nitric oxide-associated protein 1. The transcript has 3 exons. Lineage: Eukaryota; Metazoa; Arthropoda; Insecta; Lepidoptera; Pyralidae. Gene Ontology annotation, molecular function: GTP binding. The record is from RefSeq and is a predicted model, not a curated record. Bases 101 to 2236 code for a protein of 711 amino acids.
GAUUAAUUUGUAUUUGUUAGUUUUGUUAUUGUUACGAAUCUCGAAAUAUAAAAUAUGAGUUAGCCGAAAUUGAGUUCCAACUGUGAUAUAUUGCUUCAACAUGAUAUAUUCAAUGAAUACUAUUUCAAGGUUUUGUCGAAAUCGAUUCACUUUCUACAAGAAACGUUUCAAUCAUGUCCAAGCAUCAGACGAGCCAAAGUCAGGUAAAUCGAGUCAAAAUAAGUUUACAAAAGAUUUCCCAUCUAUUCUUAAGGAACACAAGGAUAAAAUAAUCUUUAGUUCUUAUUUAGAUCACGAAAAACUAGAAUUAGGUUAUUUCAAAUAUUAUUUGAAGACUAUAAAAAAGGCUAAAGAAAUACAGAAGGAAGAGUAUAGGAAUAGAAACUUGCCCCCGUUACCUGUGGCGUUGCAAUAUUAUGUCGAUAAAGAUAGGUUACUGGUGGAAGAUUCAAAUGAGCCACAACAAGAGCCUGAGAAAGCAUUCCAAAUCCCAUUUGCCAGUACUAAGCCUGUAGAUAUAAGUAAUGAAGAAGUCAAGACACCACAUAGUGUAAAUAAUGAUAAUGAAGCAGAAUUCGAUCAAACAAAUAUUAAAAGAUGGAUGGCAAACUAUGAACAUUUUGACGACUCUCAAUUAGAUAAUGAAGAUGUGGAGAGUGACACAGAAACAUUAAAUGAUUGGUUUAAACACUAUGGUACUCCGGAUCCUAGUGUGGAAGUGAGUCGAGUGCCGUGUGGGGGCUGCGGAGCACUACUCCAUUGCAGUGACCCGUCCAUCCCUGGAUAUUUGCCCAGUGAAAUCUUCCGAGGCCGGACUCGUAAUGAAUUAAAAGCAAUAGAAUGUCAGCGUUGCCACUUUCUUAAGGAAUAUAACAUUGCACUGGAUAUUAGCGUGCAACCAGAGGAAUAUGAGAGAUUGUUGCAAUCUAUAAGAUAUGUCAAAUCUUUGGUGCUCCUUAUGGUAGACUUGCUUGACUUCCCAUGCUCAAUUUGGCCAGGCAUUGUGGACAUUAUCGGCACUGAAAGGCCAAUUAUUCUGGUUGGCAAUAAGGUGGACCUACUUCCCGGUGACAGUAUUGGUUAUCUGAAGCGCAUUAAAGAAUCACUAAUUACAGAAAUUAACAAAACUAAACUCAAAGAUGCCAAUAUCAAGUAUGUGGGCCUCAUAUCGGCGAAAACUGGCUACGGAGUUGAAGAUCUCAUAUCUGCCAUGUUUAAAGAGUGGUUAUACAAGGGAGAUGUGUACCUUGUCGGCUGCACUAACGUUGGCAAGAGCUCCCUGUUCAAUGCCCUGCUGCAAUCAGAUUACUGCAAAGUACAUGCUGUAGAUAUCGUUAAAAGAGCCACUGUCAGUAGAUGGCCAGGAACCACUUUGCACCUCCUCAAGUUCCCGAUUAACCGGCCGUCCGGUUGGAAGAUAUACCAAAGGACUCGAAGACUGAAAUCUGAAGCUAAACUUAUGAAAGUUGAGAAGGAAAUAAGGAAAGCGCAGCUGCAAGGAAUGGCUCCGAAAGAAACGCCCACACUUAUAGGACAUAUCGGAAGAUAUUUUUCGGAGUUGUACGGCGACGGUGACAUUGGGGAAGGGCAAAAGAAAAUGACGACCCUGAAUGAGAAGCAUGAACUGUUUGCAAAGAGCAAGUGGUUUUAUGACACCCCAGGAGUCAUUCAUCCAGACCAAGUGUUAUCUUUGCUAACCACAGAAGAAUUGCUUCUGACUAUUCCCAAGAAGACUAUUAAACCGCAGACUUAUUACUUGCAUAAAGGGUUUACGCUAUUUAUAGGUGGUUUAGCUCGUGUAGAUCACGUAGAUUGUGAACAUCCAUGCCGUUUUACAGUGUUUUGCUCUGAAAGUCUACCUAUAACUGUAUCAAAAACUGAAGAUGCUGGGGAUGUUUAUGAUAAGUUUCUAGGUACCGAAUUGUUUGGAGCACCGUCUGGUGGUGAAGAGAGACUGAAGAAAUGGCCAGGUUUAGAGAAAUGUGGCAACACCUUUGAAUUUGACGGGGAGGGCCCUAAAUUGUGCUGCGGUGACGUGGUGUUGUCGUCUGUGGCGUGGGUGGCUGUCACGGCCAAAAAGGGUACACUGUGUAAAGUCCAAGCUUGGACCCCUGAUGCGCGUGGUAUCUAUAGACGGUACCCUUCCUUACUACCUUACGCGGUCAACUUAAAAGGCAAAAGGAUAUCCGACACACCCGCAUACAUGAUUGGUUCAGUAUUUUCAGAAGAUUCAUAAUAUAUAGGGUUGCUGUUUAGAUCUGUGCAUCCAGUAUAUUGUUAUUUUAAUUGCUUAUUAUAUU